CUGGGGCAAAAAAGACAACUCCACAUGCUCCAACUGCAGGCGACUGAUCAUCUAUUCUUGUUAAAUUAGGAGCAGAAACACCCACCACCGUUUGACUGUGAUACUUGGCUCCAGUCAAUACAUGGAAUGCUGCGCAGGAGGAACAAAAUGAUGAUGAGCAUGUUACACAAUGAAAAGUAGCUCUUCCAAGGCUGCUGAGGUGGUGAUGUUUGCAUUCGAUACACUGUGUCUUACAAACCCCAAAGACUGGAGCUGUUUGAAGAUGAUGUAAAAAUAAAGGUGGCGUUACCCUUUAGAAAGAGUAAUUAUGGGACCAGGCAUUCAAGAAUAUCCUUUAUUGCUGCACGGAGAGACACAGAAAAAGGAGAGCCAAAUCAAUGAAAGCCACAAAGGAAUGGUAAAUAAUGGAAAAAGCCAUCUGAGCACCAAAGGACUAAAUAAACCAAUUUUGUAUAUGAAACCUUCUCCUGGAAGAUUAGACAAAAAUGUAUCAAGUGCCAUUGAAAAGAUUCCACAUGACACUCAAGAUGGUAACCAACCAACUAUUCUUAAGAAGGGAAGAAACAUUCUGGAUGACAGUACUCAGCUAAAGAGGACCACAGGUGUUUGCACGUCACUGCACACAGUACAAGGACCAAAGAGGAGUCUCCCAGAAAGAAGGCAGAAUGAAUCUUUUAUCCACAGGAUCCCUCUUAGCACAAAGGACAGCACACAAGGUAGCUUCUGCAGGGUUAAAGACUUCCCAGUGCAACAUUUUUACGGCAGUAAAAAAGAACAGUUGGAAAAGAAUCACAAAGAACAUGUUGCUGUAGCUGGUCCAUGCUCUUCUAAAUGGCAGGAAGCAUCUGUACAUGAAAUGUUUCUUGAUUUUGAAUCAGUACAAAUUAUUAAAGAAGAUGCUGAAGAUGAUAGUGCCAGUGAUCUCUCUGAUUCAGAAAGGAUUCCCAUUCCCCCAUCUCCCUGCACACCACCAGAACUCAUUCUCAGAGCUGAAGAAAUUGAUCCAGUUUGUUUGGAACAUGUCCCUGAUACAGGUUUUAAAGAAUCAGAAUAUUACUACCCAGACUUCCUUCCACCCCCUUUCAACUCAUGGGACUUAAAGCAACUGGCCAUCUUCGUUAAUGUGGAGGGUAAAACUGAAUUUCGACCAAAGCCAAGAGGAUUUCUUCAGAAAUACAUUGAUCGCCUUUUGCAGCUGGAAUGGCUGCAGAUGCAAACUGUACAGAACGAGAAAGGAAAGGCAGCCAAAGCCAGGCCACAGACUGCUCCUCGCUCUGUCCGUACCCUAAAAAGCCCUGGCAAAGGCAAAGCAUUGCUCAGCCCUUUGCCUAACAAGCAGCUGGUUCCCCAAGAAAGUGUUACAAAGCUUCCCAGAAGCUAUUUGGGUCACAAGGGAGAUUCAUACUGUGAAAAAAGUCACCAGUUAUAUUCUCAUGCAGGUCACUUGAAGCUUUCUGAGAGAACGGGGUGUGCAAUGUCUUCUCAGAGACAAUCUGGAGAAGUAAGGAGUGAACUGAAAAAAAAACCAGCUGCAAAGCAACAGCUUCUCAAUGUGGAGCCCUCCGAGAAUGGUUCUAAAAUUCAAAGUGUUGGUAAUAUCAGACCGCCUAAGCAAACCCCAGUAUUUCAUGGUUCAGCUGCUCCCAUCAGAGGCUUAAAAACAUAUGCGUGUACAAAUCCAAAGAAAAAUGGCAAUGUCAACAGUUAUGUUCCUUCAAAAAAACCAAUAGGGGACAGGAAAAUAAAUGGCACAAAGCAAACAUCAUGCAAAUUUAAAUGAAGAAAAAAAUCAUCAGUAGAUCUUAAUGCUUCUUGACUGCUACAAAGCAUUUGGCCAAUGCAGGGGGGUCAUGUUUUCUUUAUAGGAAGAUCCUGAGAAGAUAUGUUCUUGAUGCAUGGCUCUAAGUCAACACUGUUCAUUCUAUGAUUUCAAUACAUGUGAUCCUAAGCCAGCAAGUCCAGCAGGAAAUCCUUUCCCUGAAGGCAGGUGUCUUCCAAUUGGCCUUUCCUCAAAAGUAUUUCCAAUUGCUCAAUGAAGGUAACAAUAGCAGAGUAUGAAAGUUUAGUGAAAUAUGUAAUUAUAACAUGUCCUAUUUGCACCAGUGGAAGUCUACUCCAGUCUCUGGUGUUUCUCACACUUACUGUGGUAUAUCUGAAAGAAUAGGAUUUAUGUUAUUCCUGAAGAGAUGUGUUACUUUGUGAGACAGGUUUGAUGGUGUUUUCUGAUGGAAAAGGGUUCAACUGUUUUUAUAAAACAAUGGAGCAUGCUUAUCUAUGCAAAGUCAAACUAAUUCUUCACAGAAGAUGAUGAAUUGGAUUUUUUUGAUGAACUAGAUAUUUUUUAUAAGGAUGGAGAUAAUGUUUUGAAAUAUUUUAAUGAAGAAAGGAUUCUUUUUAGGACAAAAAAUUAAUAGGGAGCAGACAGCUUCACUAGUGGCAGGUUAAGAAAAUUGAAUGUGUAUUUUUAUACCAAGGAAUUUUCACUGUGUUUACAGACAGCUUUCCUUGAGAAGUUUCUUUUGUAAGCUUUGUCUUUCAGAGGAAAUGACCAAAUUUCAAAUUGUACAUGGGUAUGUAUGACUAAUGCAAAGUGAGGGUGUUACUAGAGACUCUGUGGCUUAGUUUGCAGAAUGGGUAGCCUCUCAAAACAUAAAAAAUGGACUCUUGGGGAUGAAAUGAAAGGCUGUUGUUAGUUCAAGUAAAGAUAUAUUUUGGUAGAAAAGAUACCUAUUUUCAGUCACCCGAGAUGAUUAUUAUUUAUCCCAUGGACCAGCCUACUUCAGUUAGCAUAGAUUCUUGAUUUUCAAGGUUAGUGAACUGACAUGGGGAAAUACCCUACAGAAAUAAAUGGUACAACCAGGAGCAAGUCCUGUCUUCAGACCCUCUGUUUUCUCUUGUGUCCAUGGGGUACAAGAGAAUACAAAGGACAGUUCAGUGACUAUUCAAGUUUCAGUUCAUCUGCCACAGUUUCCAAUCAAUCACAGCAGCUGGAGGCACAUUCUUGUUAAAAAUGAAAUUCCAGAGGAAGUUUUGUACUUUCAUUUUAGAUUGAAUUACUGAGCAGCAUUAACUUCACCCUCAGCAACCAGAGACAGUGAAUUGUUCCUGAGAAGUGAUCUGAGGUCUGACAGACCGGAUUUUGCAAGUGGAUCCUUCACAUUAUGAUAGAAAAUGAAAAAGUAGCGAAUAUUAAAGAGUACAUUAUGUAUGUUAAGAGUACAUUAUGUAGUUAAAUUGCACUUCUGUUGUUGAUCUCAUAUGGGUUUUAAGAUGCUUAGCUGUUUCUAUUCUUUCAUUGUGCCUACCAGAUGUUCAGCUUUGUAAAAUUUCAAAGCAUGGGUUUAUAUGUAGUUUAAAAUGUGAGAAUGUAGUAAUAAACUAGAGUAUUUUACAGUACAUAAAAACAUUGCUCAGGAAUAGUCAGAGAAAUAUUUUUAGUGGGAUUUUUUUCUUAGCCUGCUGGAGACCAAAUAUGAAAUUUUAAAUUGGUAAAGGCGACAAAUGUACAGUAUUAUAUUUCCAUAUUCAUUAUUUGUGAAGUUACAGUUAAAAUGAAUUGUAGUUGCAUGUACAUUCAGCUCUAUGCAAUUAAAGUGAAACAAUCUGACAUGCUCACAGAUCAAAUAAAUCAGCUGUGUCAGAGGUGCGGUGAAAGUCGAAGGAUGGUAUUCAACACCAGCAAUUGUAGAGGACCAGCACAUUCCAUUGUUCCUAUUUCAUUCUUUUGUUCCAGACUCAUCAUCUAUUUCUCCUUUUUAGGUGAAAGGUUCUUGCAUCCAGUACUAGAAUUUCAAGCUGUGGCCAAAUUCUGCAAGCCUUCAUUAGUCACAUUUUCCUGAUUCACAUUAACGGUAGUGACAGGUAGUAGGCCUGCUGUUGCCAGUAAGCACUACUGUAGUGCAUGAGUUUAACACACUGUUCUAGAGCACUGUUACAAGCACCAAAAGCAAGGUUAGCAGGCUCAAUAAUCAGAGUAGCAAGAUUUUUAAACAAGUUCUGUUAGAUGUAGUUAAUUUGGCAUGUUACUAUAGCUCUGAAAUUUAGUGUAUGCUAAAUUUUCCUCUUGAAACAGUCUGUAUUGAUGCUUUCCUAGGUUAUAAGGAGGGUAUAUAGAUACAGGCAGAUUUUGCAUGAUAACUUCUUAAAGAA
This is a messenger RNA of Neopsephotus bourkii (Bourke's parrot), 4149 nucleotides long. It is a transcript of the gene FAM217B, whose product is annotated as family with sequence similarity 217 member B. The coding region runs from base 308 to 1780 and encodes 490 amino acids. The record is from RefSeq and is a predicted model, not a curated record. Lineage: Eukaryota; Metazoa; Chordata; Aves; Psittaciformes; Psittacidae. The transcript is spliced from 5 exons.